AUGCCUGUCGCUGCAGGACACGAUGUUCAGACCACUAUGAACUACUAUAAACCUCUUGACGGUGGAGCAGAAGCCCCCUACCUCUACAUCUACGAACCUCCUCCUGGCGUGGAAAAGACGAACAUUGGACUCCAAGAACGUCCGGUUGUCGUUCACGACGUUCGCCACAUGACAAUGGAGACCGAUGCGUCGCUUGACGUUCAUGGAUUUCGAUAUGUAAAGCGGGAGAGUGCAGAGAAGGAGUUUGUGGACGAGGAGAGGAUUCGGGAUGUGUAUUAUCGAGAGGCUGAGGAAUUGCUGAAGCGCGAGGUCCCUGGUGCGAAGAGCGUCUAUAUUUUCGACCAUACCAUUCGGCAAGUCGUCUCAUUUGAUCCGGUCAUGAGAGGUAACGGACGUGGCCCGACUCAACGCGUCCACGUCGACCAAACCUUCGAAGCCAGCGCUAAACGAGUCCGUCGCCAUCUCCCCGAACGAGCCGACACCCUCCUCCAGUCUCGUUUCCGCCUCAUCAACAUAUGGCGUCCGAUAGCCAAUCCCGUCGCACACACCCCCCUCGGCAUCGUCGACUGGCGUACCAUCGACCCCUCGCGCGAUCUCGUGGCUUCUAGACACAUAUAUCCGACCUUCGAAGGCGCUACAUUCAACGUCCGGCCAAACGAGAACCACAAAUGGUGGUACAUGUCGGAGCAGACGCCGGAUGAGUGUUUGUUGAUCAAGUGUUAUGAUUCGGAGGAGCGGGAUGGAGUGGCGAGAGCUGUGCCACAUUCGGCGUUUGUCGAUCCUGGGACUGAUGAGGGUAAGGCUAGGAGGCAGAGUAUCGAGUUGCGGUGCUUGGUGUUCGAUACGGAGUGA
Molecule: messenger RNA, 852 nt
Organism: Stereum hirsutum FP-91666 SS1
Lineage: Eukaryota; Fungi; Basidiomycota; Agaricomycetes; Russulales; Stereaceae
Exons: 3
Coding region: 1-852 (283 amino acids)
Molecular function (GO): oxidoreductase activity
Source: RefSeq, a predicted model, not a curated record